AUGCUGGUUGAGUGUGACGGUGAGAAACUGUACAAAGUGGUAUCAGACGCAGAAAUCAACAACACCAUUUCUGAGUAUAAAAAACAGCUUCCAAUCGGGUUACCAAGCAAACCAGUCAACGAAAGACCGAAUCCAUUCAAAAGCGGUGUAAUGGAAGAGAAAAAGGACGAUACGGAGCCGGAUCAUGAUACACUUCAACUUUUGGCGUAUCGCCAAAUAUGCCUAGUUCCUAUUGAGACGAUUCUAUCCACGGAAAAUGCCGCUGGACUUCUACCUCAGGUGAUCGAUUCCGUGAAAAAGCUCAUCCUUGCCACGCCGGACAUCACGAUUCGGCAUCUUGCUGUACAUAUCAUUGAGAUGAUCAUUCCUAAAUGA
Ostertagia ostertagi is the source of this 375-nucleotide messenger RNA. The record is from the annotation of a GenBank genome assembly. Lineage: Eukaryota; Metazoa; Nematoda; Chromadorea; Rhabditida; Trichostrongylidae.